AUGGAUCAAAUUCGAAGGAACGACGUUCAUAAUUGCUCAUCUGGAUGGAAACUUAUACUUCAAACCAGAGAUUUAGGGAUGUUGGUUUCGAUUAAGGAAGAAACCUUCAAACUUUACACUAGAAACUAUAAUGGUUUCUUAUGGUUUAUUACUGCAUUCAAUAUUUCAAUGGAUGACCCUUAUGCUAUUGAGUAUUAUGCAGCUUAUCUUACAAUUCAAGGUCAAACAUCUCGUGUUGAAGCCUUGAGACCAUCCCUUCAAUUUUGGGCCAAUAUUGAGAGAAGAGUUUUUCCAAUUUCAUGGUCUUAUGAUAAGAUUAAAAGAGGAAUUACUCUUAUUUGGUCCUUGAUUGAUAGAAAAGCUUUGAAACGUGAUCCAAUUUUCUAUCAUCAUAUUGAAGGUUUCAUUCAGAGAAAAGAUCAUUAUGAUCCUUUCAUUUUCAAACUCACUAGUGCCAUGUUAGUCAUUGGUUUCAGACUUUUCGCUAGACCAGGUGAAUUAGCUAGACUCAAGUGGGGUUAUGUUACAAAGCUUAGAAAUGGUAACAUCAAAUUAGAUCUCAGUGGUCACAAAACAGAUUUCUUUCUACUAGAAAAGCCGAUUACUAUUGACAAGCAUCUUGAAAAUCCUUCAGUGUGUCCAGUGAAAUUGCUUUUUGAUUACAUAGACACUGUACAGCAUUUCAAAAAAGCAGAUUCACCAUUGUUUUCAUUGCAGGACAAUAUUUUCUUCAACACUGAAGAUGUUUCUCAACUUAUCAAGAAUGCUAUGUUCUCUGUUGAUUCAGAAAUCACUGUUUCUGGUCACAGUUUACGUAUUGGUGCAACUACUGAGAGUAUUAUCAAGGGAAUUCCUACUCAGGAUAUUAUUAUGGGGACUAGACAUAAGGAUGUGAAAUCUUUACAACCUUAUCAAAGACAAGAAGCUCUUGCAGCUCGCCACUUGUCUACUACUCUCCUUUCUCGGGACAAUAUCCAUUAG
Naegleria gruberi is the source of this 981-nucleotide messenger RNA. RefSeq lists its product as uncharacterized. The transcript has a single exon. The record is from RefSeq and is a predicted model, not a curated record. Gene Ontology annotation, molecular function: DNA binding. Gene Ontology annotation, biological process: DNA integration; DNA recombination. The coding region runs from base 1 to 981 and encodes 326 amino acids. NCBI's taxonomy places the organism in Eukaryota, Heterolobosea, Eutetramitea, Acrasida, Naegleriidae.